UUCUUCUCUGAUACAGUAUCUCUCGUUUCUAACUUUUAACCCUAUACGUGUAGUGUCGUACUCAUAUCUCUCUAGCUCUCUCUUCUACGUUUAUGGCAGCGUUAGAGACUGUAGGGCAGUGACAAUUCCACCACUUGCGUGUGUAAGCGGAGAUAGAAUCUUAAAGGGAUCUAUAAAGUAUCUCCCUUUCUUCUUACCCAUCUCUCUCUCUAUAUUAAUGUUUGGGACUCUCGCUUCCGGAGAACUCGAAACCGCCAGAUUGAGGCGUGAUUUAGGGUUUUCAUGCGGUGGUAUAAGAAUGGAAGGCGAGAACAUGGUGCCACAAGGAGGUGAUGGAGAAGGGGAACAGGUGAACGAAACGGUGCCGUUUCAGAUUCAACAACACCCGUUCGAGCAGACGCAGAAACUCGUUGUGGGGUAUGCUCUGACUCCCAAGAAGAAAAAGAGUUUCUUGCAGCCCAAGCUUGAAGUCCUGGCUAGGAGAAAAGGCAUUUGCUUUGUCCCCAUUGAUUUGAACCGUCCACUUUCUGAACAAGGGCCAUUUGAUAUCGUUUUGCAUAAGUUGCUAGGAAAAGAGUGGCAAGAUGUUAUUGAGGAUUACCAGAAAAAACACCAGGAAGUGACUGUGCUUGAUCCUCCAGGUGCAAUACAACGUAUACAUAAUCGACAAUCGAUGCUUCAGGGUUUGGCAGAUUUGAACCUGUCUGAUUGCAGUGGCAGCAUUUUUGUUCCAAAGCAAAUGGUUGUCUUGAAAGAUUCAGCAUCUAGUGCUGAUAGAGCCAUAGAAGCUGGUCUUAAAUUUCCAUUACUUGCAAAGCCACUCUGGAUCGAUGGAACUGCAAAGUCACAUCAGUUGUUCUUAGCUUAUGACAGGCGCUCGCUUGCAGAACUUGAUCCACCUUUAGUCCUGCAAGAGUUUGUUAAUCAUGGUGGAGUUAUGUUCAAGGUUUUUGUGGUGGGUGAUACUAUAAAAGUUGUGAGACGAUUCUCUCUACCGAAUAUUAGUAAUUGUGAAAAAGCCAAAGUUGAUGGCGUCUUCCAGUUCCCAAGGGUUUCAUCUGCUGCUGCUUCAGUCGAUAACGCUGACUUGGACCCUAGUGUUGCUGAGCUACCUCCAAAGCCUUUCCUAGAGGCCCUUGCGAAAGAGCUACGAAUCUUAUUGGGACUUCGGCUUUUCAACAUAGACAUGAUCAGGGAACAUGGGAGCAAGAACGUGUUUUAUGUUAUUGACAUCAAUUAUUUUCCUGGUUAUGCAAAGAUGCCAGAUUAUGAGCAAGUAUUUGUAGAUUUCUUCCACGAUAUGGCGCAAGCCAAACAGAAGAAGAGACAUUGUAAAUGAAGAACCUCUGUACUUCUAAGGAGUGUUUUAAACUCAUGCAAGGAGCAGUGAG
Molecule: messenger RNA, 1391 nt
Organism: Brassica oleracea var. oleracea
Lineage: Eukaryota; Viridiplantae; Streptophyta; Magnoliopsida; Brassicales; Brassicaceae
Product: inositol-tetrakisphosphate 1-kinase 2-like
Exons: 9
Coding region: 218-1339 (373 amino acids)
Biological process (GO): inositol trisphosphate metabolic process
Cellular component (GO): cytoplasm
Molecular function (GO): inositol-1,3,4-trisphosphate 6-kinase activity; ATP binding; inositol-1,3,4-trisphosphate 5-kinase activity
Source: RefSeq, a predicted model, not a curated record